UAUUGAGAUACAACUGCGAGACGACACACUAUCACAGUGCGGGAGAGGGCCGGGUCUCCAGACACCGUGUGACUCACUACAACUGCCGAGGAGCAGACCUUAGAUGAGUUCACACCGCCCCCACAAUGAAGAUUACGUGUGGUCUAAUCCUGGUCCUAACUGUGGCCACUUCCUGUCAGCAGUCGUGUCAGAUCUUGCCAGCCCCUCAGCUGGGUGGAGUCCGCGCUGACUGUCAGAACCUCAACCUCACGUCUGUACCAGAUAAUCUCCCGCCAAACACGGUCAGCCUGGAUCUCAGCUGGAACAACAUAACGGUUCUCAUUGACAACGCGUUUGUACGUCUUCCCCGACUACUGUCUUUAACCAUUGCAUACAGCCAAGUAUCACGACUGGAAACGAACGCGUUUAAAGGGUUAACCCGCCUUCUCAGUUUACACCUUCAUCACAAUAAUCUCCAGCUUGAUAAUGACACCUAUCCUGAACACGUCUUCAGUCCUCUGCAAAGUCUCACAGAGUUGAACAUUGGUUACAACGACUGCCGCAUCAGCGGAUCAGCACCGGACUGGGUCUUCAAAUGGUUAAUGAAUCUGGAAACACUGACAAUCGACACAUUCCAGUAUGACGUAUUUGGAAGUGGAUUCGGAUAUUUACAGAAACUAGUAACAUUGAACAUUGCAACUGGAGUGGAUGAUAACUGUAUUUAUUGUGCUAUUACCGUCAUACAAAACCAUACAUUUUCCGUUUUCGAGAAUACAUCUGUCCAAGUACUGGAUGUACAAGAUUGCAAACUUAUGACAGUUGAUGUUGAAGCAUAUCUACCCUUCAAACAUAUUUCAAAAAUAGUCCUGGAAAAUGUAAUGACCCUACCAACAGGUCUUGCUGUACGUGCAUUCUUUGGUCUCAAUGGCAAAAACGUAUCUCAAGUUCUCUUGCAAAAAUCCAACAAGUAUGUAAGUCGGAAUCGAAACCUUCAAAACCAGCUGUUAAACAAGGAAACGUUGACUCAUCUGACAGAUAUAUGUAUCGAACAUCUAGAUCUCCGCUAUAACCACAUCCUCUUCAUUGACAGGUCCCUUCUGCCAGUGAUGUCACGUUGUAUAAAAUAUAUAGAUUUGUCAAAAAACAACAUUCUGGGGGACCCAUUCACGUAUUUCGAAAUGCAUGUAUGUAAACAAUUGUUGUAUUUGGAUGUUUCUGAUCAAACUGUAAUUAACCAUCACAUUAAACCCCCUGGAGCAGACAGUGUAACAAAGACUGAGAACAGUCCUUUUACUACCAGGAGGUCCACAACUAGGUCAGUAUCAAACUUGGAAGUGAGUGUGCCCUUCCCCCCAAAUCUUCGUAUCUGUUUAUUAAGGGCAAACAGUGGUCAUUUUGGGAAGUUUUUUAUAACCAGUAUUACAGGGGCUUCCCAUUUAGAAAAACUAGAUCUAUCCUACAAUGGAGCUUGGGGUUUUGUAAGCCCAAUUCAGGGGCUAAAUUUUGUAAAUGAACUCGAUAUUUCAGCCAAUGAGGGAUUGGGGAUGACAGAGGACUUUUUGAAGUCUUUUCCAAAUCUGACGCAUCUCGCUUUGAACAAUAUGCGCUUGGACGAUGACACCCUCAUAGAAGGAGGACCUGUGCUUGAGGGACUAAAGACAAUGCACGCAUUGCGUUACUUAGAGAUUGCGGGGAAUGACCUGCGGUAUAUGAACCUAGGGUCUCUCAGAACACUGAGAAGUCUUAACGUGUCGAGAAAUAACCUAGUGUCUGUCCCUUUUCAAGACAAUGACCUGCCUGACCUGCUCAUUCUUGACAUGUCGGUCAAUUCCAUCACCUUCUUUGACGAUGACACAAUCGAGAUGUUGGAAAAUCUCGGGAAGAAGAACAAGCUCGUUCUGAAGCUGACGGGAAAUCCUUUCUCCUGUUCUUGCAAGUCUCUCGCGUUUGUGCAGUGGAUAUUUUCAUCGUCGGUUACCUUUGACAGCAAUGGGAAUUAUUCAUGUGUUACUGAAUUCGGUGUCCUUACAACAACCAAUACAGUGUACAAAGAGUUCAGUUACCACUGGACUUCAUGUCAAGGUCGCUUUUGGCUUCCUGUGGCCAUUUCGCUGAUCUGUGUCACAACUCUUCUGAUUGUGUGUGCCCUGUUGGUGUCACGGAACUGGACGAGAAUUGCUCAUCAUAUUUUGGUCUUCAUGGGUCGAGGAAUCCAGCGAGUCAACAGACAAGACUUCAACAAAGAUGCAUACAUUGCCCACUCGGAUCAAGAGCUUCAGUUUGUGAUGCAAGAUCUACGCAUAGGCCUGGAGGAAAUACUCGGAUUGAAACUUAUUCUACCCGACAGAGAUUUCCUGCCUGGUCCGUUCGUAGCUGACCAUGUUGUAGAAAGCAUUAACAGGAGCUGGAAGACGGUGCUGGUUGUAUCCGACGAUUUCUUAGAUGACCCCUGGUCCUACUUCAUCAUUAAGUCCACAACCUACUACAUAUCCAACCUGAACCCCAACAGGGUGAUCCUGCUGCUGGUAGGGGACGUAAACCAUGGUCGGCUACCGGAACUGCUCCUGAAUGUAACAGAUGAAGAGGAUAUCAUCCAACUAGACGAUUUCCCCGAUCCCCACAGUGAUGUAUGGGUUCGUGUUAGGGACAGAAUUCUCACUCCAGCAGCUUAGCGUGCAUAUAACACAUGUCAUUGACUGAACCCUUGUAUAUGUAGUGUAACGCAUCUGAUUCUAUAUCAGUUAACUGUGCAUGUAAACAUUGUCAUUGACUAAAACCUUGUAUAUAUAGUGAACGCCACUGCUUCUAUGAUAUCAUUUAAGCCCGCAUAUAAAACAUGUCAUUGACUGAACCCUUAAUAUCAGUUAAGUGUGCAUACAAAACAUUGUCCUCUUGUAUAUAUAGUGUAACACCUCUGCUUCUAUGAUAUCAGUUAAGCGUGCAUACAAAACAUUGUCCCCUUGUAUAUAUAGUGUAACACCUCUGCUUCUAUAAUAUCAGUUAAGUGUGCAUACAAAACAUUGUCCUCUUGUAUAUAUAGUGUAACACCUCUGCUUCUAUAAUAUCAGUUAAGUGUGCAUACAAAAC
This is a messenger RNA of Haliotis rubra (blacklip abalone), 3066 nucleotides long. Its product is annotated as toll-like receptor 4. The record is from RefSeq and is a predicted model, not a curated record. Gene Ontology annotation, molecular function: protein binding; transmembrane signaling receptor activity. Gene Ontology annotation, biological process: toll-like receptor signaling pathway; inflammatory response; immune response. The transcript has 2 exons. The coding region runs from base 126 to 2651 and encodes 841 amino acids. Gene Ontology annotation, cellular component: membrane. Lineage: Eukaryota; Metazoa; Mollusca; Gastropoda; Lepetellida; Haliotidae.